UAGAGGCAGCAGCAUACAAUUCCCCCACACCAUCACAAACAGAUGAUGAAGCUGCUGCUCUCCCAGCAUCUUCCCAACCACCAGAUGGACCUAUGAGAGCCAGCACAAGCAACUGUUGGCUGUUGCUGGCUACCACCACCACCGAAUUCUCAAGCCAACCUCCAUCACCAUUUGGCUUUGCCCAGUAAUUCCGAGAGCGCCAAACCAAGAUCAGCUGCCAACACCACCAAAGCUAGCUGAUCCAUGGACCUGUCGGCGAACCCGGACAGCCCUCUCUCUGGAGGGGGCAACGGCGGCGGUUCCUCGAGCAGCAUCACCUCCUCGCUUUCCGUGGUCUCAGGGGGCACUCCGCAGUCGCCGAGCAGGUACGAAGCGCAGAAGCGGCGCGACUGGAACACGUUCGGGCAGUACCUGCGGAACCACCGGCCGCCGCUGAGCCUGGCUCAGUGCAGCGGCGCGCACGUCCUGGAGUUCCUGCGCUACCUUGACCAGUUCGGCAAGACCAAGGUGCACGCCUCGGCCUGCCCCUUCUUCGGCCACCCGAGCCCGCCGGCACCCUGCCCGUGCCCACUCCGCCAGGCCUGGGGCAGCCUGGACGCCCUCGUCGGCCGCCUCCGCGCCGCCUACGAGGAGAACGGCGGCAGCCCCGAGUCCAACCCGUUCGCGGCGCGCGCCGUCCGCCUCUACCUCCGCGAGGUCCGCGAGCACCAGGCCCGCGCACGCGGCGUCAGCUACGAGAAGAAGAAGCGCAAGAAGCCGCAGCAGCUGACCGGCGACAGCAGCGGCAGCAGCUUCCACAGCAACCAGCACCAGCCCCCUCCCGGGGCGCCUCCCGCCGCCGGUUGCUGAGCUGAUCGAUGACGAGGACCCGCCCCCAGCUGGUGGUCGAUCCAUCUCCUAUUUGGCCGGUAUGCCAGAUAUAUUUUAUGUGCGCUCGCGUAUGCAUGCAUGCGCGCGCAUGCUUAUGGCUUUGCACUUCUCAUUUGUGCGUGUUUGUAUCAGCUAGUACUGUCAGUUGUCGUCGUCGAACACUGCUGCAUUGCUCGUGUUUCGACCUAGUUGGCUUUCAUUAGCUUGGGUUAAUUUCUAGUCGAGAUUAUUACUAGUUUAAUUUGCUUCCAUGUAGGAUCGUGUCAAGUAAAAUGAUUUGCUGUAGUGUGAAGUGAAGUGAGGGGGACAUGCAUGCAGGGAGAGAUAGGAGAUCUCUCUUGCUACAGCUAGCUGCAUGUGUGUGUGUGUGUGUGUGUGUGUGCGUGUGUGUGUGUUUGUGUGUGUGUGUGUGUGUGUGUGUGUGUGUGUGUGUGUGUAGUUCGUGCAAGAUUGUAAGUCUGUAGCGCAGUGUCCGUUCUGCGGUCUGCGCAUCAUGUGUCAACUCGAUCUAGCAUCGCUUAUUGUUU
Triticum dicoccoides is the source of this 1397-nucleotide messenger RNA. RefSeq names its product protein G1-like4. The transcript has 3 exons. The record is from RefSeq and is a predicted model, not a curated record. Gene Ontology annotation, biological process: response to light stimulus; mRNA transcription. Bases 244 to 849 code for a protein of 201 amino acids. Gene Ontology annotation, cellular component: nucleus. NCBI's taxonomy places the organism in Eukaryota, Viridiplantae, Streptophyta, Magnoliopsida, Poales, Poaceae.